Periophthalmus magnuspinnatus is the source of this 2220-nucleotide messenger RNA. Its product is annotated as gamma-aminobutyric acid type B receptor subunit 2-like. Gene Ontology annotation, cellular component: G protein-coupled receptor heterodimeric complex; membrane. Gene Ontology annotation, molecular function: G protein-coupled GABA receptor activity. The coding region runs from base 1 to 2220 and encodes 739 amino acids. The record is from RefSeq and is a predicted model, not a curated record. Gene Ontology annotation, biological process: gamma-aminobutyric acid signaling pathway; G protein-coupled receptor signaling pathway. Lineage: Eukaryota; Metazoa; Chordata; Actinopteri; Gobiiformes; Gobiidae. The transcript has 16 exons.
AUGCUUCCUCAGUUGCUGGUUCUACUCCUGAUUUUGGACUGGGUCUCGGUCUCGGUUUGGUCCCAGGUUAAAGUCCCAAUCCCAGUUCUGUGGAUGGUCCCGGGUCCAGACUUGGUUCUGGUCUCUAGUCCAGACUCGGCUCUGGACUCUGCUCUGGUCCCUGGUCUGGUCUCAGGUCCAAACCCGGCUUUGGUCCCUGGUCUGGCCCCUGGUCCAGACCCUGCUCUGGUCUUGGCUCUGACUCUGGCUAUGGAGGAUCUGAAGGAACAUCAUGGACUCUUGAAGAACCACAAACUUCAACUGCACAAACUGGAAGGGCAGUGUGAUGCAUCGAUGGCAUUGAAGUCGUUGUUCAAGGAGAAGGGGGCGGGACUUGAGCUGCUGCUGCUGCUGGGAGAGGCGUGUCCCUCUGUGACAUCACUCCUCUUACCUGCGCUACCUGCCCUCAACAUGGUUCAGGUGUCGUUUUUGGCUCCACCUCCUCUGCUCUCUCACAGGAGGGGGUUGGGUCAUAUGGUCAGUACGGUGCCAUCUGAUUGGGCGUUGAACCAGGCACUGGUAAAGCUGCUACAGACCCUAAACUGGACCAGAGUCGGUCUGAUCUCAGAAAAGACCCAGCGGAUCUCCCAGGCUCUCAGAGACCUCCAGCUGCAGCUGGACCAGGCUCAGGUCCAGGUCCUGUCCUCUGUCAGGUUCUCACAAGACGCCUGCUCCGCACUCAAACAGCUCAAGGACAGAGAAGUGAGGAUCUUCAUCGCUCUGGUGGAGGAGCAUUCGGCCUCUGAGCUUUUCUGCUGUGUCUACAGACAGUCUCUGUUUGGGCCCCGGCUGCAGUGGCUCUUCCUUGGGGCCGUGGGCAGGUGGUCUUUGGGCUGGACUCAAUCUCUCUGUUCCACACAGAGUCUUGUCACAGCUGCAGAGGGAUCCAUUCAAGUCCAAGUUCAAGGACUGAGGUUUAACCAGGACCCAGGAGUCUCCGGGAAGAGCGCAGAGCAGUAUGAGCACUUGUACCUGCAACGUCUGUCCUCGUUUGGCCUGAAGGCGGCGCCGCUGCAUGGGUUUGUGUAUGACGCUGUGUGGCUAGCAGCUCUGGCCCUGAACCGACUCCUGGACCAGACCAAGAACCAGAACCAGAUCGGGACCUUGAACCCAAACAAGACCCUGAAUGCACCACGAGACCUACAGCUGAGCGCACACAAGCUCCUACAGGCUGUGAAGGCAACGCGUUUCAAUGGAGUCACUGGUCCAGUGCAGUUCCGUGGAGGGGAGCGAAUGGCGACUCUUGAGUUGACUCAAUUUCAAGGCAGCAGCAGCGUUGUGGUCGGAGAAUUCAACACCAGUGACCAGAAUCUAACCCUCAACCUCCACCUGCUACAGUUCAAAGGAAGCGGCCCUCCUCGAGACCGGACCAUGGUCAGGACUCAGUUGCGUCAUGUGACUCUGGCGCUCUAUGUUGUUAUGGCAGCCGCCUCCAGCAUCAUCAUCCUCUUUAGCCUCAGCAUCCUCUUCCUCUGUCUCCUCAACCGCAGAUUGAGACUGGUGCUCUGGAGAUCUGUGUCCCAGGAGGAGCUGCUGUGUCUGGGUGUGAUCCUGUGCUGUGUUUCAGUCCUGGUCUCAGGUCUGGACCAGGUUCCAGUCUCAGACCAAACCAGGACUGUCCUCUGCUCUGUUCACGUCUGGACCUUGUGUGUGGGUCACUCUGUGAUUUUUUCGGUUUUCUUCACCGAGGCCUGGACCCAGUACUCCCUCAGACACCACCUGCCCAAGAGUCAUCUACAGACUCCCUGGCGUUUGCUCUUAUGGCUGUUGCUGUUGGAGGCGUUAGUUUUAUCCUCCUGGACUCUGACGGAUCCUCUGAGUUGGGUGGAGACUCUGCUCCUGCUGCAGGUGGACCAGUCAGAGGAGGAUGCUAUGGUCCAGACCGUGUCUUGUCUCUGUGGAUGCUCUUCCUCUGAGCUCUGGGUCAUGACAGUCUGUGGCUACAAGUGUCCCUUGCUGUUGUUUGUUUCGUGGUUGGAGAUCAGUGUUCCUCAGACAGAAGAGGAGGAGCAACAGAGGAAAACAAGGAACCGUGAGCUCCGAAACAGGAGUCUGCAGCUGGGGCUGGAGAUCGACCGACUCCGCAGAGAGCUGUUCUAUCCGGGGAGUACUCAAGAGAGUACCCACAAAUACCCAGAGAGUACCCAAGAGACACCACCAGUGAACCUGAACCAGCAGUAA